Fomitiporia mediterranea MF3/22 is the source of this 171-nucleotide messenger RNA. RefSeq lists its product as uncharacterized. The record is from RefSeq and is a predicted model, not a curated record. The transcript is spliced from 2 exons. Lineage: Eukaryota; Fungi; Basidiomycota; Agaricomycetes; Hymenochaetales; Hymenochaetaceae. The coding region runs from base 1 to 171 and encodes 56 amino acids.
AUGUCUUCGUGUUCGCUGGAUGCGCAAUCACAGCUAUAUCAGCCACUAAGAUGCUUCAAAAUGAUUACCGCCCGUGUUAUUCACAGAGCUCUCCUUGGUUCUCGGACGGAGAGACUCAUCGAAAGCGUCAAACCUGUCGAAGCUUGCUUCGAGUGGACCGAUCAGGCCUGA